AUGUCAGUGUGUGUGUGGGAUCUAAUAGACUUAGUGCCAAUGCGAUAUCAAUGGAUAGAGAGAUUACGACACUGCGGAAAGAGCCUGCUACGAAGGCAGCGGAGGCUAAUUCGGAGACUUAAAAAGAUGUACCUACACAGUUGGCGCUCUGACGAGUUGAGCAUGUUGGUAGGUGUGAAGACGACAGGUGCGACGCCUUUGGUCAUAGCGUGCAGGAAUGGUCACUACGACGUCGCCGAAUACCUCAUAGAACGGUGUAAAGCUGACAUCGAACAGCCUGGCUCAGUAACUUUUGACGGCGAGACGAUAGAGGGUGCGCCCCCGCUAUGGUGCGCCGCCGCGGCCGGUCACCUGCCACUAGUGCGGUUGUUAGUACGCGCGGGCGCUAACGUUAACUCUACAACGCGCACGCACAGUACACCCCUCAGAGCGGCUUGCUUUGAUGGACAUUAUGAUAUUGUUAAGUUCCUAGUUGAAAAUGGCGCGGAUAUAGAAAUAGCGAAUCGUCACGGCCACACGUGCCUCAUGAUAGCUUGUUACAAAGGCCAUAUACACAUAGCGAAGUACUUACUGUCAUUAAAUGCCGACGUGAAUAGGAAGAGUGUGAAAGGCAACACGGCGUUGCACGACUGUGCCGAGAGUGGGUCGUUACAUAUACUCAAGAUGCUGUUAGGGCAUGGAGCUACUAUGGAUGUGGAUUCUUACGGUAUGACACCUCUCUUAGCUGCCUCGGUAACAGGUCACACGCAUAUAGUAGAGCACUUAAUAAAUACUGAUAACGGCCUAGUGUCGCGACAGCAACGUAUCGACGCCCUGGAGCUAUUGGGCGCUACGUACGUUGACAAGAGGCGGGAUAUGGUCGGGGCUUUGGCGUUAUGGAAACGAGCGAUGGAUGAUAGAUUUCCACCGGACGACAGUGAGCCCAUACCCAAACCGAAGGAUAUACCUCGCAUAGAAGCGUACGAUUACGCGGUAGAACCAACCAACUUGCAACAACUCGAAGAGCUACUCGCAGACCCUGAUGCUAUGAGGAUGCAGGCUUUGGUUAUACGGGAGAGGAUAUUGGGCCCCGCCCACCCGGACACGUCGUACUACGUGCGCUACCGCGGCGCGGUGUACGCGGACGCGGGCCGCUUCUCGCGCUGCCGCCAGCUGUGGCACCACGCGCUGGACAUGCAGCGCGCCGUGCUGCCGCCGCUGUCGCCGCUCACGCAGUCCAGCCUCUACAGCUUCGCCGAGCUGUUCAGUUACAUGCUGGCCGAGAGGGCCCGACCUCCUCUCAGAGGUCGCAUAGUCCCACCGGUGACGUUCGAAGACAUAGAGCCGGUGUUCCUGAAAGCGUUAUCAGAGAUCGAUAGGGGCAUGGAGCUGGCCGCGUGCAAGGCGGCGGAGCGCGAGCACACGCUGGCGGCGCUGCAGCGCGUGCUCGUCAUCUCGCUGCACCUGGCGGCGCUGCUGGCGCGCCUGCUGGCCGCGCCCGGCUGCACCGACCACGUCUCGCGGCAGAUACACAAGGCCGUGUACAGGCUCGUCAAGUUGGAUAUUAAGGUGCGUCAAGGCCGGUCAGCGUUACACGUCGCCUGCUCGGCGGAGGUGGGGCGCGGGCGGGGGGCCUCGGGGGCCGCGGCGGGGGCCCCGGGCGGCGCGGGGGCCGCGGCGGGGGGCCCGGGCGGCGAGGCGUGCCCCGCGCUGGUGGCGCUCAUGCUGCGGCUGGGCGCCGCGCCCGACGCGAGGGACGCGGACGGCAACACGCCGUUACAUCUUGUUUGUAAGUUGAACCCAUGUCCAGCAGAAGUUGUACGCGAGUUGCUAUCUCACGGCGCUCAUAUCGACACAGUGAACUAUGAAGGGGAAACCCCUGAAGAAAUACUUAAGUCCAGCCAACAAAGCCUCAAUUCUAUACUGAUAAUAUUUAUAACUCAAGAUUUCAUCGUUUGUACUCUUUUUCACCAAUUUCUCCAAAUCAAUUGUCAAAAGAGGGACAUAAAUAGGAAUAAGAAGGAAAUGAAGAAGUUCGAGUUUUCAUCAAAAAGCAAUGAGUCUUUUCCAAUAUUUUCGGGUAAAGUCUUCUACAAUAUUUAUAAGGAUUCAGAAUUUUUGAGGCACAGUGAAAAUAUUGAAACAAUACUAUCGAAAGGAUAUGAAUUAAGACAAAUGUUAAAAAAGGUACAACCUGGGGAAGUGGUUGCACUCAAAGGAAUGAUCCUUGAAAGAAACACUCCUUUGCUAGUAAAAAAAACGGGACCUAAUGUUUCUGUUGAGAAUUUCGAAUUUACAGCAAACAGACUGAGUGGAUUAGUUGCAGCUUACGCAUUUGAGAACAAAGAAAGGUUUCCUGUUUUGAAAUCGAGCGAGGCCCUUGCCUUAGGUCUUACUUGGGAUAAUGGAAAUGAGACUAAAUGUAGACUUUUUCUGUCAGCGGUUACUGGUACAGAACAUUUUUAUGAACAAUUUUACUACUGGCCAUUAAUUUGUGCUUUGAGAAAACUUCAGCUUAAUAAAAUGACUAUAGAACCAGUUGUCAAGAUUGCUAAAGUAAAAAACCCAAAUGGCGAAAAAAUGGCUAAAGUUAUGAUGAGAAACCUGGUGUCUGUUAAGACUUUGUGGGAAAAUUUCCCUGGAGCUUCAAAGGCUGAUUUGCAACUUCAACUUGAAUCAGCCCCGCAGGCAUUGAAGAUGGUAUUCUUUGCUAAA
Molecule: messenger RNA, 2694 nt
Organism: Brenthis ino (lesser marbled fritillary)
Lineage: Eukaryota; Metazoa; Arthropoda; Insecta; Lepidoptera; Nymphalidae
Source: the annotation of a GenBank genome assembly